GGGCCUGGCGGCGGUGACGCCCUCGCCCGGCCUGGGCCUGCCCGGACGCCGCAGGGGCCGCUGCGCUGAGCCGGGGCCUCUCCUCCAGCCGGGCCAGCGGGCGGCGGCACCUGACCGGAAGCCUCAGUGGGAUGCGGCUGCCGCGGAAGCCACUCUGCUUGUUUCUCAUCGCCCUGUACGGCCUCUUCUCGCUCUACGCCGCCUACCACGUCUUCUUCGGGCGUCGCCGCGGAGCGCCGGCCGCUUCUUCGCGGGGGCUCAGGAAGGGGGCGGCCCCGGCGCGGGAGAGGCGCGGCCGAGAUCAGUCUACUUUGCGAAGUGAAGAAUGGAAUCCUUGGGAAGUAGAUGAAAAAAAUGAGCAACGACACAGAUUUAAAACUAGCCUUCAAAUAUUAAAUAAACCCACAAAAGGGAAAACAGACUUCCGUGUACAAAUUUGGGGCAAAGCUGCCAUUGGUUUGUAUCUCUGGGAGCAUAUUUUUGAAGGCUCUCUUGAUCCUGCUGAUGUGACUGCUCAGUGGAGAGAAGGAAACACCAUUGUGGGAAGAACGCAUUACAGCUUCAUCACUGGUCCAGGUGUAGUCCCAGGGUACUUCUCUGUUGAUGUGAAUAAUGUGGUCCUCAUUUUAAAUGGAAGAGAAAAAGCGAAAGUCUUUUAUGCCACCCAGUGGCUACUUUAUGCACAAAAUUUAGUGCAAACUCAACAACUCCAGCACCUGGCAGUUGUUUUGCUCGGAAGCGAGCAGUGCAGUAAUGAGUGGAUAAGCCGCUUCCUCAGGAGGAACGGAGGCUCCGUGGAGCUGCUCUUCCUGGUGUAUGACAGCCCCUGGGUUAAUGACGUGGACGUUUUUCAAUGGCCUUUAGGAGUAGCGACUUACAGGAACUUCCCUGUGGUGGAGGCAAGUUGGUCAAUGCUGCACAAUGAAAGGCCCUACUUAUGUAAUUUCUUAGGAACUGUUUAUGAAAAUUCAUCCAGACAAGCACUAAUGAACAUUUUGAAACAAGAUGGGAAUGAUAAGCUUUGUUGGGUUUCAGCAAGAGAACAGUGGCAACCUCAGGAAACAAACGAAAGCCUUAAGAGCUAUCAGGAUGCCCUGCUGCAGAGUGACCUCACGCUGUGCCCAGCGGGGGUGAACACGGAGUGUUACAGAAUCUAUGAGGCGUGCUCCUAUGGCUCCGUGCCCGUGGUGGAGGACGUCAUGACAGCGGGCAGCUGUGGAAACACCUCCGUUCACCACAGUGCUCCUCUGCAGUUACUCAAGUCCAUGGACGCACCCUUUAUCUUUAUUAAGAGCUGGAAGGAACUUCCUGCUAUUUUAGAAAAAGAGAAAACUGUAAUUUUACAAGAAAAGAUUCAGAGAAGGAAAAUGUUACUUCACUGGUAUCAAAACUUCAAAACAGAGCUAAAAAUGAGAUUUACUAAUAUUUUAGAAAGUUCAUUUUUAAUGAACAAUAAAGGUUGAUUGUUAAUUA
Molecule: messenger RNA, 1473 nt
Organism: Equus quagga
Lineage: Eukaryota; Metazoa; Chordata; Mammalia; Perissodactyla; Equidae
Gene: RXYLT1
Product: ribitol xylosyltransferase 1
Exons: 6
Coding region: 132-1463 (443 amino acids)
Biological process (GO): protein O-linked glycosylation via mannose
Cellular component (GO): Golgi apparatus
Molecular function (GO): ribitol beta-1,4-xylosyltransferase activity
Source: RefSeq, a predicted model, not a curated record